CGGCGCUCUCCGAGUCCGGGUCCUCGCGCCACUGCUCCGCGGGGAGAGCGCGCUCCGCCGGCCUCACCGCGCGCUCCAAGGGCUUCCCGCCGGGACCAUGCGCGGCCGCGAGCUCCCUCUGGUCCUGCUGGCGCUGGUCCUCUGCCAGGCGCCCCGGGGGCCGGCCGCCCCGGUGCCGGCGGGCGCGGGGACCGUGCUGGACAAGAUGUACCCGCGUGGCAACCACUGGGCGGUGGGACACUUAAUGGGGAAGAAGAGCGCCCCAUCUGUUUAUGAGGGAGGGAGCCUGGAGCAGCAGCUGCAGGAGCACCUUUGGUGGGAAGAAGCUGCGAGGAAUUUGCUAAAUCUCCUAGAGGCAAAGGGCACCGGAAGUCAUCAGUCACCUCAAAGGGCACCCCUGGGCAUUCGCCCUUCUGCCUGGGAUUACCAGGAUGACAGCAACUUUAACUUCCUAGGUUCAGAACCUAAAGUUGGCGGACUCACUGCUCCAGGUCCUCAACGUGCAGGAAGGAACCCCCAGCCGAACUAACCGGGACAGCAACAGCCUCUCUCAACGAAGCAAAGCAAAACCCUUAGGAGACUGUGUUCUACGGGCAUCAGUUCUACUGGAUCUUCAACAAGAUUUCCUUUGUGCAAAACACUUAACUAUUCUUGUAUCCUUCAGCCUUCACUAAAUUCAUGAUUUUUAAGCAGCAUCUUCUGUUUUGAAUUUGUUUGCUGUGAUUAAUUGUCCUAAAGUGUCUUCCAAUUAAUGCUCUUUACAUCCAGGCUCUUUGUCAAUUAGAUUCCAGUCCCCAACCUCCUACCAUUCACAAUAAAAAACUUAAGCACAUUGUCCAAA
Lutra lutra (Eurasian river otter) is the source of this 841-nucleotide messenger RNA. It is a transcript of the gene GRP, whose product is annotated as gastrin releasing peptide. NCBI's taxonomy places the organism in Eukaryota, Metazoa, Chordata, Mammalia, Carnivora, Mustelidae. Gene Ontology annotation, molecular function: neuropeptide hormone activity. The transcript is spliced from 3 exons. Gene Ontology annotation, biological process: neuropeptide signaling pathway. The coding region runs from base 98 to 529 and encodes 143 amino acids. The record is from RefSeq and is a predicted model, not a curated record.